Messenger RNA from Osmia lignaria (orchard mason bee), 2265 nucleotides. Its product is annotated as sphingosine-1-phosphate phosphatase 2. The record is from RefSeq and is a predicted model, not a curated record. Lineage: Eukaryota; Metazoa; Arthropoda; Insecta; Hymenoptera; Megachilidae. Gene Ontology annotation, molecular function: sphingosine-1-phosphate phosphatase activity. Gene Ontology annotation, biological process: sphingosine metabolic process. Gene Ontology annotation, cellular component: endoplasmic reticulum membrane.
GGAAUUCGGAGUUCAGCCUCAACGCUUGCAUCACCUUAACAAUAUUUUGUACCUUUUAUAAUUUCUAAAAUAAUUAAGGUAGUACACACUAUGUAUUGUGUAGUCACUGGUAUAAGCAUAUAGCGUCCUACGUUACAACUGUGUUGUAGUUCACAAAAUAAAAUGAAUUGCUGUGAAAAUAAUAGAAAGUGUUCUAAAUGACAGAUAUAAAUCAAUAUUUUCAAUUUUACACUUGUCCGUAUACGUAUGAACAACACAAGUAUUAUUUUACAACUUUUCAUAUGUUGAAAAUUUUAAGUGAAUUUCACUGUUUGAAAAUAGGUUUACAUAGUUUCAAAGAACGAUGAAUAAUCAAUAGAUUAUUUAACAUAUUCAGGGCAGUUUUUUGUAAAGAGCAUUUUUUUUCAUAUGAGAGAUGUGUAAUCUAAUCUUUGUAGAUGUUAUGGAUUUUUGUGUAAUCUAUACAUCCAGUUGCAUAAAGCCGUCGUUAUUCAUUCCACGUGUUUAAUAAUAUUUUAUUGAAUUGUUAAAUGAAAUGUUUGUUUGGCGAUGAAAAUUUUAUAUUAUAUGUAAACACUAUGUGGUCAGAAAUAGUGGAAUAUUUAAAAGAUCCGUCUUUAGUCGCACAAUUUCAAACAUUUUUCGGUGUUAAAACACACUAUACGAAAGGCUCAAAAGAUUAUAGCGACAAAAACUCGCACAGUGAAACGCGAAAUAUUAAAUCCCACAAAUUUAAACAUAAUACAAACAAUUGUUCGGUAAAUAAUGAAGAAUCAAAAUUGAAUGGUUAUGCUGCAGUAGAGAGAAAAUCCAAUAAUGUAACUAAAACUCAAGCACAACAAUCAUCCACUCUUAUAAAUUCGGAUUAUACCAUAAAAAAUUAUUUCUGGUAUUAUUUAUUUUUAUUUGGUACUCAAUUGGGAGAUGAAAUAUUUUAUUCUACAUUUAUACCAUUUUGGUUUUGGAACAUUGAUGGUGCUGUUGGCAGAAGAGUUGUUUUGGUAUGGGCUGUUAUCAUGACUAUAGGUCAAAUAUUAAAGGAUGUUAUAUGCUGGCCAAGACCCGCUUGUCCACCAGCAGUUCGAUUACAAUCAAAGUGGGCAGAAGAAUAUGGAAUGCCAUCUACCCAUGCUAUGAUUGGCAUAUCAAUCCCAUUCAGUGUAGUAUUAUUUACAAUGAAUAGGUAUAUUUAUCAUGUGUUUGUCGGUUGGACAAUUGCUUUUCUGUGGUGUACCCUUGUGUGUAUGAGUAGGCUGUAUUUGGGUAUGCACACAGUGCUAGACAUUCUAGCAGGAUUAAUCUUAGCUGUUGGAUUAAUGAUCAUAUUAAUACCUUUAGUGGAUAUAACAGACUAUUAUAUCCUUUCGAACAUUUGGGCUUUAGCAAUUUUAAUUACUAUUAGUAUAGUGGUUAUAGUUUAUUAUCCUUGCAGUAAGAAAUGGACACCAACCAGGGGUGACACAACUAUGGUUGUAUCUGUUACUACUGGGAUUCAUUUAGGAGCGUGGCUCAACUACAAUACUGGAAUAAUGUUAACUCCUCCAAACUUACCACCAUAUCAAAUUAUUUGGCCAUCUCAUACAAUGUUUGGUUGUAUGAUACUUAGAACAAUACUUGGAUUUUGCUGCAUUCUGGCAACAAGAACUAUUUGCAAGCCUCUUAGUUAUAAAACAAUGUGUGCCAUAUUGAACAUUAAUUCCAAGGAGCUCAUGAAAAGUCAAAAUUAUUCCGAAAAUAAAAAUAAGGUUAUUGUUGAUCUAGUCCAGAAGUAUUUGUCUUGUUUUAUGAUAGGCGUAAAUACAGUAUACUUCUUGCCAAAUUUUUUCACAAUGAUUGGAAUUGAACGACCGACAUUUUACACGGAAAUAUAAAAUUAUCAGGUAUUUGUAUUUCCGUAUUUCAUACUAGUAUACUUGAAUUUAUGAAUCUUAUUUAAAGUAGUAUGUGAUAAGACGAAGUUACUAUCAUACAAAUCAUUCCAGUAGCAGUGUUUGUGAUACUAUUUUUGUAUACAGAAAUCAGUCACAAGUUACACAUUGCUUUUACAAUGUUCAGAUUUUACAUAUUUUAUUUAAUACAUCACAAAAAGUACUAAUUACUCUGUAGAGUUACUAGAAACAUCCAGUUCAUGUUUAUAUUUGCAUACGCGUUCCGUUGUACCAUUUGUGCAUAUAAAAAUUCUAUUUUUGUUGAGCAAAGAAACUGAAGUAGCAAAUAAUACUUUUUGUAUUUUACGAUUUUCUAAAUACAUAUAUUUAAAUGUUA